Molecule: messenger RNA, 1130 nt
Organism: Sceloporus undulatus (fence lizard)
Lineage: Eukaryota; Metazoa; Chordata; Lepidosauria; Squamata; Phrynosomatidae
Gene: GSTO1
Product: glutathione S-transferase omega 1
Exons: 6
Coding region: 79-807 (242 amino acids)
Biological process (GO): glutathione metabolic process
Cellular component (GO): cytoplasm
Molecular function (GO): glutathione transferase activity; glutathione dehydrogenase (ascorbate) activity
Source: RefSeq, a predicted model, not a curated record
GGCGGGGCCAGCCGAGGCUCAAGAAGGCAGGAGGCGAUAGAGAGAGAGAGAAGGAAGGCUGGCUUGAGAGGCAGCAGCAUGUCUGGGGAAUCCGCCCGCAGCCUAGGCAAAGGAAGCUCUGCUCCAGGGCCUGUGCCUGAAGGAGUCAUCCGUCUCUACAGUAUGAAGUACUGUCCCUUUGCACAGAGAACACGGCUAGUCCUGAAAGCCAAAGGAAUCAAGCAUGAAAUUGUUAAUAUAAACUUGAAAAACAAGCCAGAUUGGUUUUUUAAGAAAAGUCCAUUUGGGCUGGUACCUGUAUUGGAGACCAGCAAGGGUCAGCUGAUUUAUGAGUCUCCAAUCACUUGCGAGUAUUUAGAUGAAGCAUAUCCAGAGAAGAAGCUGUACCCUACAGAUCCAUAUGAGAAAGCCUACCAGAAGAUGCUCUUGGAACAGUUCUCCAAGCUGCCUGCUCUGGCCUUCAAAUGUCUUUUGGGUAUCAGGAGUGGUGAGGAUGUGUCUGCUGUGAAAACUGAGUUCUGUGAAAACCUGCUCAAAUUUGAAGAGAUUCUGGUAAACCACAAGACUAAAUUCUUUGGUGGGAACUCAGUGACCAUGAUUGACUAUCUGAUCUGGCCAUGGUUUGAGCGCAUGGAGUCCUUCCAGUUAUUUGAUUGUCUGGAUCACACUCCGACACUAAAACAAUGGGUUGAAGUCAUGAAGCUGGAUCCAGCUGUUCAGGCUACAAUGACGGACUCUCAGACAUUCAAAGGCUACCUUGAGCUGUACCUGAAAAACAGCCAUGAGGCCUGUGACUAUGGGCUUUGAGAGCUAGCUGCUGGCAAAGCAAUAGCUGUUGUUGCAAAAUCUCUAUCUGGUGUCUAAGGAGUUUGCUCAUUUGUUGUAUGAGCCUGUGUCUUGCUACACAUUGCUGAAAUGUUACACCACUUACACAUGGUUUUUCCUUCUCUAAAUAAAGAAGCAGAAAAUGGGCAGGAUGGUUUGCAAAUUCUUCUUUCCUUCAUUCAAAGUUGUCACUACCAGUUUAAAAUGAUGUUGUCUCUGCCAGUUUAAGGUGGACACCUGCGUUGGCUCUGUUGCAAUUUUGAAACUAACUGUUGCCUCGUAAGAAUAAACAUACUUUAAAUACA